AUGUAACCAGGCUGAGUAUUUAGACAUCUCUGGAAAAAUCAAAUGCACCUCUAGUCUUAAGKAAAUACCAUAUUUUUUUAACAUCUGCACAUCCCUAGAAGGUGUUUGCACUGGGGACAUCCAAGUGUUUUUUAUUCCUUUUUUUCUGUGUUUCCUGUAAAAGAAUAAGCUCUUUUUUUCCCUACAUAUUAGCGACUUGAUAAUAUAGAAAUAGAAUCUCUUGUUUGGAUCUUUGGUAGGUCCAGAAAUUUUCCAUGUCCACUACACUUAAAUAUUUAAAUAUAUAUUCUUCUCUUCAUAKUAUGAUGACAAGUUUAAACUUCUGUGGCGGUUUGAUACUUUGGCCCAUCUCUAUUCCGUUUCUUUCAUGUACAGUCAGUAGUAAAGCAGCUUUAUAUUUUGCAGGUUGCUGGAUACAAAUGCUAACUGCUCCAUCUUUUCUGCAGGUGCUCUUCUUUGGAUUUGGAUGGCUGUUCUUCAUGCGCCAACUCUUCAAGGAUUAUGAGGUGCGGCAGUAUGUUGUGCAGGUGAUCUUCUCCGUGACUUUUGCCUUCUCUUGUACUAUGUUUGAACUCAUAAUCUUCGAGAUUUUGGGAGUGCUGAAUAGCAGCUCUCGAUAUUUUCACUGGAAGCUCAAUCUUUUUGUCAUUCUGCUCAUCUUGGUCUUCAUGGUACCUUUCUACAUUGGCUACUUUGUUGUGAGCAACAUCAGAUUAUUGCACAGACAGAAACUGCUUUUUGCUUGUGUCCUGUGGCUGACAUUCAUGUAUUUCUUCUGGAAAUUGGGGGAUCCAUUUCCUAUACUCAGCCCAAAACAUGGAAUCCUGUCUAUAGAACAGCUCAUCAGCCGCGUGGGAGUGAUCGGGGUGACACUCAUGGCUUUGCUAUCAGGAUUUGGCGCUGUCAACUGCCCAUAUACUUAUAUGUCUUACUUUCUUAGGAAUGUGACGGAUGCCGAUAUUCUGGCUUUGGAGCGCCGCCUCCUUCAAACUAUGGACAUGAUUGUUAGCAAGAAAAAGAGGAUAGCAGUGGCUCACAGAACGAUGUUCCAAAGAGGAGAAGUGCACAACAAACCCACUGGCUUCUGGGGAAUGAUAAAAAGUGUGACAGCCUCCGCUGCAGGCAGUGAAAAUCUGUCCCUUAUUCAGCAAGAGGUGGAUGCCCUGGAAGAGCUGAGUCGGCAGCUUUUUCUGGAAACCGCUGACCUACACGCCACAAAGGAGAGAAUUGAGUACUCCAAAACUUUCCAGGGAAAAUACUUCAAUUUUUUGGGUUAUUUUUUCUCCAUCUAUUGUGUCUGGAAAAUCUUCAUGGCAACCAUCAAUAUUGUGUUUGACCGUGUUGGGAAGACUGAUCCGGUCACAAGAGGGAUUGAGAUCACUGUGAAUUACCUGGGAAUCCAGUUUGAUGUCAAAUUCUGGUCUCAGCACAUUUCCUUUAUCCUUGUUGGAAUAAUCAUUGUCACCUCUAUCAGAGGCUUGUUAAUCACACUUACAAAGUUCUUCUAUGCCAUCUCCAGCAGCAAGUCCUCCAAUGUUAUUGUUCUGCUCUUAGCACAGAUAAUGGGGAUGUACUUUGUCUCAUCAGUGCUCCUGAUCCGGAUGAGUAUGCCCCUAGAGUACCGCACUAUCAUCACAGAAGUCCUGGGAGAGCUCCAGUUCAACUUCUAUCAUCGCUGGUUUGAUGUGAUAUUCCUAGUUAGUGCCCUCUCCAGCAUCCUCUUCCUCUACUUGGCCCACAAACAAGCCCCAGAGAAGCACAUGGCUCUCUAAACAAGGACUGCAGUCACCCACUGCUCUCCCAUCCUUCCUGCUGGACUCCUGCAGCUCCUGUGGGCUGCAGAACUUGGCAAGAGCCACCGCAGUUGUGUGUUUUCCAGCAGUGGGGCUGGCUCUGAACUACCACACUUGAACUUCAGCAGGCUCCGUGGCUCACCUUGUUGAGGUGCCACAACUCGAAGGAAAAGGGAUGCAGGUGUUGAAUGGCAGAGAGUUUGACACCAAAGGAGGACACCAGUCCUUGGUGCAGCAGAAUCUUGGUGGAUUGGAACGUGCGUAGUAGGUUGUCUGAGGGGAAAGCUCUGCGUUUAGAAGAACAUCUUUAUAGCAGGCACUCAGUAAAUGUGAUUUCCUUUUGAAAAGCAAAUCAUAAUUGGAAUUCAGAGGGUGGUGAUUCUACUGUUGAAUGCUUAAAUCUGUGGAAUUAAAUAAGCUUUUUGUAAUAUGAGCAUCAUUAUUUUGUGUCUACCCCAACGGUUUGUCUGGAAGUGAGCUAUAAAAUAGCUGGGAUUUGCUGCCUGGCAAGAAGGAAAUAAAAAGAAGUUGAAGGGAAAUG
This is a messenger RNA of Nothoprocta perdicaria, 2334 nucleotides long. It is a transcript of the gene GPR89B, whose product is annotated as G protein-coupled receptor 89B. Lineage: Eukaryota; Metazoa; Chordata; Aves; Tinamiformes; Tinamidae. The transcript has 13 exons. Gene Ontology annotation, molecular function: voltage-gated monoatomic anion channel activity. Gene Ontology annotation, biological process: intracellular pH reduction. The record is from RefSeq and is a predicted model, not a curated record. The coding region runs from base 255 to 1772 and encodes 505 amino acids. Gene Ontology annotation, cellular component: Golgi cisterna membrane.